CAAGGGUGGAGCAGAAAGUGGAAUGACCUGGUCAACAAAGGUCCUGAGUAUGGAACAGUGAAAAGUUCCUGGCUAAACAUUACUAGUGAAGCAGAUAAGCUAGCUGAGAUUCACAAUGAACUGCAAAUCAGACUUGUUAACCAAGUCCAUGGGAAUGUACAGAAGUGGAAGUCUGCAAACUAUCAUAAAUCACUACUCAGCUGGAAAGAAACCAAAACUGCAGAGGAGGGAUUCAGUAAAGCUCAGAAACCUUGGGCUAAAAGACAAGAUGAAGGUAAUAAUAAUAAUAAUAAUAAUAAUAAUUAUAGUAAUAAUAAUAAUAAUAAUAAUAAUAAUAAUAAUAAUAAUAAUAAUAAUAGAUAAUAGAUAAUAAUAAUAGUAAUAAUAAUAAUAAUAAUAAUAAUAACACUUAUCCACAUUGUCAUAGCUGUGCCAGUGGAUCAGAUCCCACUGAAAGUCCAUGCUGAUGAUGCAUCACUACCCAGAUCCUUGUAGUGCUUCUGUUUGGUUGAAGCAAAUUUCCCAUCUGGCAUGACCAAUCAGAAGCACUACCCAGGUCUGGGUAAUAAUGCAUUAUCAGUAACAAAUUUCUGCACCGGUUUCUCAGACAACAUUUUUUGGAGAAAACAGUGGUAGCGCUAGCAUUGCAAAAUGUGGGAUGUUUUCUCAGGUUAUCCCCUCAGCAAACUUGCUGUUUGCUGGCUACAUGUACAUGUAAGCUAACGGGGCAGCAGUAACCCUAUCAGUCAAGUUCAGAAGCAUUUAGUGUUUUGUGAAAAGACUUACAAAUAUUCAGAUCGUGUAAUUUUUUAAUAUUUCAAAAACACAUGGAGCGGAUGCUUUAUACAUGGACAUUUCACAUGUUGAUUUUUACUUUAGUUUUGAAAUACAAACGAGCAUACCACCAAGCCUGCAAAGUUAGAGACCAGACAGAGAGGCUUUAUAAAGAAGCGUGCGUUGAAGGAAGCACAGUCAACGAAGAACAAGUAAAGAAACUGAAAGAUAAAUCUGAAAAAGCUGCUAAUGAUGUGCAAGUCACCAAAGGAAAGUAUGAAGAAAGUCUAAGGGAUAUUGGAAAUUAUAACCCAAAGUAUAUGGAGGAUAUGCGUUAUGUUUUCAACAAAUGCCAGCAGUCUGAAGAGGAGAGGAAGAAUUUCUUUAAGCAAACAUUACUUAAUUACUGCCAGCAGAUGUCAUUAGCACCACACUUUAACAGGUUAGUCCCAUAAAUGAUGUGACCCUGAUCUUGCAUCAGGGGCACCCAACGACAGUUUCCUCCUAAAUAAAUUGAAAACACUUUUUAGGCUGUCCAGAGUACUUUUAGAUCUCUAGAAAUGCUUUCCAUUAAAAAGGACGCCAUGUUCGGUCAUCGCAGGGCAACUUGAGUCUUUUCUAAAUUAUAAACAGUAGAUUAUUUUCCUGAAAAUUUUAGAUGCAAUUUAAAUUCUUGCAAAAGUAAAAACUUUUCCGAUUCCUCUCUCCGUCGCAUUUUCGAAUCCGAAAACUUGUCCAAGAAAAAUAGCUUAGCCUGAGGAGUAAAAUGCGAAAAUUAAAAUUUAAAAAAUCGUAGGAAAUUUAGUUUCGAAAUUGUACAUGAAUUGAACGAUCCUAUAGAAAUUUUUAGCCUUUCUCAAGCUAAAGAAAAUUCUAGGUAAUUUUUGCUUCUCCGAACAGAUCUUUUACAGAAGACAGUCGUUGGGUGCCCCUGUUGCAUGGACACACGGAAUACUGUAAACAUCGGGUUUUAGGUCGUUUGAAUCCCAUAUUUUUUUGGAGAGAUCAUCACUCCAUUCAAAGACAUGCUGCAAAACAAUACAUUUUCGUGAAAUAAUAAAAUUUUGUCGAAUAAUAAAUCGACAAGUGUUCUCCAAUACCUACUGAAUGAUUGUUUGUAGGACGGGUCCACCAUUUUACCUGGUCAUCCGUGCCACGCGAAGGUCUAGCUGUCCGCAGGGCAAAGGCAAUACCUUCAUUCUCAGUUAUUGUAAGACCUUGAGUAUUGGUCCGGCCCCAUCAACCCCGCGACCACCCACCGGGGUGGAGUACUUCCUGAUACAUGUGAGAGGCUGAUGGGGAUGUGCUGCUGGAUGGGGUCGAAUUUGACUAUAAUGGGGUCGCACAUUUUCUGAUUUUUGGGGUAAGACAGUUCUCGAUAUUUACAGUUAGCAAACGUACCAGAAUGUUUGUACUGUAGGUCAUUUUAGGAUGACCUAUUUAAAGGAUUGAUAAGGUAGAUACUUAGAUAAAAAGUGACUAAGUUGGAAUAAAAAAAAAUACCGCCCUUGCCUAAAAUUGAUUAAAAUGGAGUCUAUAAUUGGCCGCAGAAUAGAUUGUAAAAGGAGAAAGGGCUCUGAGAGGCCAGCGGCACAUACACAGCUAAAAUUACCCCUAGUACCCCCCCCCCGGGACCUCCCGCUCUGCAUUCAAACGUCCUACCGAUUGAGCUAAUCCCUGCCGCUUCCUGUACAUGUACUUGUUAUAUUGUGUUAACUUGCCUUUGAUUGUGCAGGAUAUCCAGUAUCUACAGUGAACUGAAUGCAGCUUUUGAAGCAGCAGACGUCCCCGCUGAUAUUUCUUGGUGGUCUGUUAACUGUGGGGUUGACAUGCCAACAAAAUGGCCAGAAUUUGAGGUAAAAAUAAAACGUGUUAAAUUUCCACAUUUACCGUAAAUGUGAAGGUGUUCAAAUUUGCUCUAGUCUUAAGACUAGUGAGCACUCUUAGUUAUGAAACUAGUUUUCAGAUUCGGUACAAAUUAAAUACGUUUACAAAUCCAAAUUUAAAAAUAAAGAAUUCCCUCUCUUUCUCUGUAAGUUAUAUAUUGGCAAUAAUGAUAAUGAUAAUAAUAGCAAUAGUAAUAGUAAUUUAAAAAAAACGCGCAGAUCUGAAAAUAUGUUUAGUUUGGAUAAUGCUAAAAGAUCUAGAAAUUUCAACUUCAUUGGGUAAACUGUUGCACCAUUUUGAUGCGCUGUAACUCCUAUUCUUUAGGCCGCAAUAGGGGAUCUAAUUUACCUUAGGUCCAAUUUUAUGGUGACCUUGACUCUGUACGAGAAGCAUCCCACUUCAUUAGGUCACGGAAACUACCAAGUCCGAUAUUACUUGGCCCGUUUAUGUGGAGAAAAAGUCACUCGCCUACCCGAGCUACCCUGGGCAAGCCAGCUUUUCAUACAUUUUUUCACAAAACGUGGCGAACCAUUAACAUGAGAAAAAGAUGUUAGCUCGCUUUGAAGGGUGACCAACUUUUCUCCAUUUUUCAACACUUUGGCUCGGCCAGCCGAGUCAACUUUAACAAGCGUUUACGCAAGAAAAAAGUUGACCCCCUUUGCCCGAGCCAGCAACGUUUAUGCAUGCUCUGAUUGUCUAAAACACCACUCGCAAACCCUCUGAUUGUAUCGUGGUGACCGAGGUGACCCGGUUGGGCGAGCCAGAGCACGGUUUUUAUGGAAAAAAGUCGACCCGGCGUGGAGGGUCACCAUGCCAUCACAAAAGGGUGACUCGGCUAGGCUGGUCAUCAUUCUAGCCGAGUCAACGUUUUGUUUCUCAUGUAAACGGUUCGGCACGUUUUUAAGGAAAUGUAUGAAACGUUGGCUCGCCCAGGAGAGCUGGGGUCAAGUUUUCUCCAUAUAAACGGAGGCCCAGGUCAAACGUCAAACUUCACAUGUGACGGACCUAAUUGACUAUUUUCCAAUUCCCCAUAAUACACUCUGUCUGCCCCCCAAAUUUUACAUAACUUAUUGUCUUAAAAUACUCUUGGGAAAAUGCAAUACUCCCAGGAGCAUUUAAAAACAAUGGUUUAUGCAAAAUUUGGGGGGCAAACAGAGUGUAUUAUGUGGAAUUGGAAAAUAGAGAAUGCUAAUUAGCAAAAUCUAUUUUUCUCACUCAUUAGCAUUAGGUUCGUCAAAAGUUUGACGGUUGAACAUAGCCUAAUCUAUUCACGGAGUCCAUCUUUACUGACAAAAAGGCGAUCACCUAGCUGGCUUAACUUUUAGAGUAUGCUGAUCAGUUAUAGUGUUCACCCGUUCGCAACAAAUUACUGAAUUAAAUAACAACGCAAAAUGUACAUUAAUAUUCCAGGAAUACACAGGACAAGAGGAGCAGCAACAGACAGUCAUACUACAGCAACAACAGACAGCUGUCAAUCAAAAAGAUACCCCUCAAGCAGACUCUAGUUCCCCUGGAACCAAAAAGAGUUCUGUUUGUACGACACUAUAA
Molecule: messenger RNA, 4209 nt
Organism: Porites evermanni
Lineage: Eukaryota; Metazoa; Cnidaria; Anthozoa; Scleractinia; Poritidae
Source: the annotation of a GenBank genome assembly